GUUCCCGCCGUAUGCGUUUGUUCCUGUAGCUCCGCCAGUGUUUCGAUAUCAGCAGAUAAUCGAUAACAAUUGAUGUAUCGAUGUCCCAGCGUGCUUUUCCUCUGACAUCGAGUGCUAUUUUACAUGGCGUCACUUUCCCCAUGAUACUUUUUUCACAAGUUCUCGCCUUCCCCUCUAAUUCUCGAUCGGUUCAGACUUGUUCUCGUAACAUCACAAGAAUACAUUUAAGACGCGCAAGGGCAGACAAACACAAACUUUCAAAGACCCGCUUGUUGUUUGUUUAAAAAAAAAAAAGCAACACAAAGUGUUUUCAUUCAUUUAUUUUAAUGUGGCUGCUCUUUCUGAUAUGAAAGAAGCCACUAUCAGAAAAGAGAUUUAGUGGAUGUGUGUGUGUGUGUGUGCGCGCCUGUGCCUGUGUGUAUUUGCAGUCACUCUUUUAUGGGCUCUUGUCUUUGUCACAGGGGUCAAAGCAAUCCCCCUGCUUACGCUAUGUGACCGAGGGACGACAUUACUUUGAGCGGGGGAGUAGGGGUAUGAUGUCACAGCCUACCCCCCCCCCCCACACCCCCCGCCACGCGCACCUCUCUUUUGAAAAGCGCACACGCACCACAAAGCGAUCACCUUAUCUCAGUCGGACGAUACCUGAGACUUGCCUGCCUUCCCCCCCCCCCCCCCUUUCUAUCCAUCUCGGGGGUCACAUUUUAGGGUCCUGACUCCCAGACGCUGGAGUGGACCUCGUUUGAUGCUUUUCUCGUGUUCCGCCUCUCUCCUUCAUUCAUUUCAGCUGUUUGCCCCAUUCAUAUUCUAAUGGCUUCCAUUCAGGCGGGUCUAUGUCCAGUUUGUUUUGCUGUCAGGGCCUCAGAUGGAUGGCGCUAGUUGGAGGUUCAUCUGGGGGUGAGGAUUAAAAAGCCUCCCCCCCCCCCCCCGGAUGCUGGAGGUUUCUUCGUCGUCGUAGUGUCUGGCAGACGGAACAGAUUGGUGUGACAGACAGGUGCUUCCUUUAUGGGUUCCUUCCUGUCCAGCAGUUUGGGGUCGCCGCCCUCCCACCCGCCUCACCCCUCUGGACCGGUUUCCUCCCCAUCCUCUCCCUCGUACCGGAGCGCAGCCCAUUCCAACGCCUCCCCUAUCUGGUUCCCUCAUUCGCAUGAAGGGUACCCCAGCUAUUCGGGAAGCCUGGCCCCCCCUUUUCUUCCCAUCGGUCCCUUGGAUCACCAUAGCAACGGUCUAUACGGGCAGCACCGCUUCUACGAAACUCAAAAAGAUCACUUCUACCUGACGGGCCUCGCCACCCAGCCCCCCCUGCUCUCCACCAAUCUCCCCCUCCCUUCCGGCCUCCCGCUGGGCUCCAGGGAGGCGGGCGAGAAAACCGCCGCGUCCUUAUCGAAGGAGAAGGAAAGAUCCGGCGGCAAAGAGCGCCAGCAGCAGGAAAAUAAAGACAAACAUCAGCUUCAUCAUCAUCAUCAUCAUCAGCACCCGCCGACUCCAUCGGGCUUCCGUCCGAAAGCUUACCCGCAGCCCUCCCACGCCCCCCCCUUGCUCCACCUCGCCCCCCAAAGCAGGGAGGAGGAUUCCAGACACCUUCCGGAGCGUCACAAGGAGCACAGAGACGGCGACGGCCUGGGAGGGAAACAUAUGAGUGCCUGUAAACUGUCCGGUGUUUCCGGUACCGAGGCCGGCGAAAGGGGGGGCGCGUUGAGCGGCGGAGGCGGGGCGGCUAGAACUCCUUCCGGAGGCAGUCGGCGUUGCUAUAAAGAACCCGUCAACGGGGAGAUGAGGAUCAGCGACUCGACAAUCGCGUCCUCGGAAUGUAUCGGAAGAGGCGCGGCGGCCAUCUUGGCCCCCCCGCGCUCUGUGGCCUCCUACUCCAUGGCGCCGCCGCCCCCAACUCAUACCUUGCACGUGGGCUCGGCGGUGGUCGGAAGCUGGCUUCACCCGCAUCGCCAUCCCCACCCGGAGUUUUACUGCCCCCCGGCGCCGAUGACCGUCGUGGCCUCCAAAGAUCCGCUUUGCGCCGGGUCCGGUCGGGAGGCGAAAGCCACGGGCGCGACGUCGGUCCCCUCGGCGGGACCGCUGGGAAAUGUGGCGACCCCCGAGUGUCACGGGGCCCCGAGCGGCGCUAAAAAAGGAGAGGACAAGAACGGCGACGGCUCUGGCGAAAGUCCCCCCCGUCACCUCGCUCGCUCGAGCGCUUGCCAGAAGAAAGACAAAAGCCAAACACAUUUGCGGCAGCCGGUCUACGGCAAAGCCGACAAAGCGCCCGACUGGAGUCGACAAACGCGACCCUUCCAAAAACGCGACGCCACCGCCGGCUCUCCGCCCGAGCUGCGAUCCUGCGGCCUGGAAACGCCCUCCUCCCUCAGAGACGUGGAGGACCUGUACCGGCCGCCGGAUGCCCAGGGGGGGGCCUACCUCGGGGCCGGAAGCUGGUCCGCAUCCAAAAGCGCCUCUCCGCCUUUCGGGGACUGCUCUCAAUCCGAUGGAAAAGUGGGGUCGGCGGGUCAGAGGGAGGGUCAAAAGGUCGCUCGGAUACGACACCAGCAGCACGGCGGCCACGGCGCCGACGAAAGGGGACGAGACGGCCUGCCGAUAACGCCUUGGGGCGCUCGAAAGGGACCGCGGGACGACCCGAGGAAAGACUCGCGCCACGCGUCCGCCGGCAACUCCAACCAGUCCGCUUCUCUCGGGCGCAACGCAGGAGGAGACGGCGGCGCCAUGAAGACUUUAAUGAACUACGGCUCCCAGCAGCCUUUGCUGCUGCCCCAGCGGAGCCCCUUUGGAGGCUUGGGCUGCCUCAAGCAGGGCGGGGAGAGAUCAGAGAAGGGGGAAAGGGGCGCAGGCAAAAACGGCUCCUCGCACGACCCCCCCAAACAGUCGCUGCCUCCUCGCCGGGGUCCCUCCAACGAGGGAGAGAAGGGGGGCGACAGAGGCGGGAGGGAGGCCGGGGAGGCGGGGGAGGGCGAGGUAAGGCAACCCCCGGUGGGCAUUGCCGUCGCGGUGGCCAGGCCCCCCCAUCGUUCUCCAGACGACACCCCCGGACUCGGCAGGCAGGGCAGAGCGCUGCCCGGAAUGAAAGGGGUGUCCCGACCGACGUAUCCGCUCGGCCGGGAGGCGGAGGAGAGGAAGAGGAGGACGGAGGAUCAGCUCGGCCUUCAUCACCUGGACAGGGACAGAGAAUUGCUGAUGAGGGACAGCAAGGAGCGCAUGGAGUUUGCCCGGAUCCACCCUUCAAGUAGUUGCCACGGUGACCUGACCUCUCACCUCUUGGUGCCCGGAGGCGCCGGCCAGUUGGGGGCGGACCCCGCCGCUCACGCCCACCCGGCUCACCACCACUGGAUGCAGAGGACGGGGGGAAGUCCUUCGCUCUGGAUGGGACAUUCGUAUAGUUUAAACCACGUGGGGAUGAGUGCCGGUUUCCCCCCAGGUUUACCCAGCCCUCUGCUUGGCUCACUCACCCAAGACCCCAACUCCCCACUCAUGGUCCUUCCCACGGAGCCUGGGCCUCAUCAUCACCUCGACGUUUUGGAGCAAUCGGGUCUGUGGCCUCCCGUCUACGGCGCCCGCGGGCCCCCUCCCCACCUGCAGCAUCACCCCGUCUACUCGCGCUCCUCAUUCCUCCGGCAACAGGAGCUCUACGCCCUGCAACAGCAACGGGCCAUGGAGCAUCUGCAACGCCAUUCCUUGGGACAGCGGAAACACGACGAGGGCGCCUCGCCGUUCCAAGACUCUCCUCCGAUAUCAAGAACCUCGUCGUCGUCGUCGUCUCAUGCGGCGGCCAAACCCUUCUCGCACACGCCUCCUCCGCCAAAGACGUCCGCCCCGUCGCCGGGGCUGUGUCCCGGUAGUCGUCGGUCACCGUGCUACCAUUCGCCCUCCAGGCGAACGCACCCGCCCAAUCCCCUGACCCCCGCCCCCAGCCCGGCCGCGGCGGCCCCCCGCUCGCCGGCGCUCAGCCCCGCGCCGUCGCUCUUACCCAAAGGCCCGGAGAGGACCGGCGACAGAGGAGAGGGGCAGCCGCCUCAGGACUACCCACAAUCCCUGGAGCCCGACUUGCCACCCGUUUACGCUUUGCCUCCGCUGUCGGUGGGUUUCAAGGCCGGGCCGUCGCCGCCCGAAGCCCGCUUGGCUGAGCAAGACUCGCAGGAAGCGCGGCCGGCGGAGCCUGACUCCGAGUCUUUCCGGCUUCUUCCCCGCAUCUCGCCGCUCACUAAAGAUGAGACCGGGAGGGAGGAAGAGGAGGAGGCGGAGGAGCGAGACGGCAAAGUGGUGGAAUCCCACAGUGGCCCCGCACGAGAAAAGGGGGAGGAAAGUCAAGGGGGGGGUGGAUGCUCUGUUCCGGAGCAGGAAAAGACCACUUCUGGCCUGCCGCCUUGCCCUUGCCCAUCUCCUGUCCCGGAUCCGACUGGCCCUGCUGUUAGCGCAUCCCCGAAGCGAGCGGAGAUCUCCAAAAACGAUGAGCUCAAGGAGGAUUGCGGCAAAGAAGAGCUCGGGGGAAAAAAAACGGAGUGCGAACCGACGGACCGCGCCGUUCCGGGAAUUCCUGCAGAGGAUGGCAAAGAGGAAGCGGAAGAGUCUAACGGACGUGAAGAAUUGGUCGUCGACGGUGAAGAAGAGACGCAGAUUGAAAGGAGUCCGGAAGAGCUGGAAAAAUCGCGCUCUCCUACCCCAUCCGCGGACGUGCCCGCGCCGCCUUCCGCGAGCUCGGCGGCCCGGCAGCAAGGCGCCUACACGUGGAGCCUGGAGCUUCUCAUCGCCGCCGCCUUGUGCGCUAGCCGGGAUGCCUCGCGCGCGCCCGCGCCCGCCGCCAACGCUCCGAGUCCUCUCGUCCACCGCGGUAUGGAGAUCCUGGGAGAACUGGCCGAGCUGGAGAUUCAGCACAGGAGUCUGGAGAGCAAAGGGAACCGAGAUGAAGGUGAGCGGGUGCUGACCUUUGACCUGCACAGUCUGGCGACUCUGGCGGCCGCCCGGGCCUUGGAGAUGGGGGGAGGAGGGGCUCCUCGCGGCGGAGUCCAGCAACAAUGUCAAAUUCGGGAACGGCUGAAUUUGCGCAGGAAGUGCAGCUGGGCGCCUCGCCACGAGCCGGUGUGUCCGGUAAAGGGCUCCAUGGAGACGAUGGGAGGGGAGGAGCUGGCCAUGCGUGUCCAGCUGGCUGAGCUACAGCGCCGCUACAAAGAGAAACAGAGAGAAUUGGCCAAGCUUCAGAGAAAACACGACCACCAGAAAGAGGAGACGUCUCGCAGCCCUGCCCGCAGGGGGCCGGGACGGCCCCGCAAGCGCAAGUCCACCCCCGGCGCGCCUGCUCCAGACGCCUCCAAAAGACUCAGGGCCGCUGUUAAUUUACAGGAUGAAGAAAGAGUGCGGAAGAAGCAUGACUUCAGCAGCCCGAGCGCCGCGCAGUUGAAAGCGGGCUGCAAGCACAGAGGUCGACCCAGCGCCCCGACUUCCGGGCUGGUCAGACGGGUGGGCCAGAUGAAGCAGAAGGCCGACGCCCAGCGCGCCGCAUCCUCGGGGCCAAAGAGUCACUGUGGACACGGAGGAGCAGACUCUCAACAGGAACGGGAGGCCGCUCACGGCGUGAAGAGAAAAAGGGGGCGCAAACCCAAGGCCUUGAUGAGCCCCGACCCAAAGCAAACAGCCGCCUCGAACCGGGCCUCUGACAGGCAGGAAGUCGGGGAAAGGAGUGACAGCGAGAGCUCGGGACGCGAGGACGAGGACGACUGCAGCUGCAGCAGCGAUGAGGCGGCCGACGGCGUCACUGUGAGCGCGUCCUCCAAAGAGGCGCCUCCAAACUGCACCGGCUCGUUUUCGGCCCCCCCGUCGAGGCUCCACUCGAACCGGAAACGUGAUACGAGGAAAGCGGGACCUCCAGGAACUCUGGCCAUCCCGGAGCAAACGGAGGCCCGCAGGAAGCGCUGCCUGGACGACGGCAAAAGUGAACGGCGCGCUUCGAAAAGAGCUUCUCUUCCCGACUGGGCGGCGUCUUUGGCGGGCUGCGCUUUUGGGGAUGGGCGGGGGGGCCGUGGAGCUCUGCUGGAAGAGAACAGGAAGAUCAAGGAAGCGACGAGGGUGCACAGUCACCUGGCGAAGGUCCCGGGUCACGGGGUCAGCCGACUCCUGCAGAGCUUCACGGCCGACGAUGGCUUUCACCUGGAUGAGGAGAGCAGCUUCUCUGAGGAAGAGGAGGAGGAUGAGGAGGAGGAGGAAGAUGCGGACGAGGAGAGCCCGCAGAUGACGGUUCACCUUCCUCCCAAAAUGCCUUGCAAAAUACCCGCUCUGCCCAACUGUGUGCUCAGUAAAGAGAUGCUCGUUGACGGCCUGAAGAUUUUGAUAUCCAAGGAGGACGAGUUGCUCUACGCCGCCCUUGUCCAGACUCUGGACCUGCCCGAUAUAUUUAGUGUUGUCAUAGAAGGAGAGCGCGGGAAUCGCCCCCGGAUCUAUUCACUGGAGCAAAUCCUACAAGAAGCUGUUCUGGAUGUGCGACCCCAGACCGAUUCCAUCCUAAUGGCCGGGACGCGAGUGUGCGCCUACUGGAGCGAGCGCUCGCGUUGUCUUUACCCCGGUUAUGUCCACCGAGGGGGCGCAGGUGAAGAGAAGGAGGGAAGCGUGAUGGUGGAGUUUGACGACGGCGACAGAGGACGGAUUACGCUGGCUAACAUUAGACUUCUGCCGCCUGGAUACCAAAUCUGCUGUGCGGAACCAUCACCGGCGCUUCUGGUCACACCCGGACGCCGAUACCGACGCAGCUCGACGCAGGAGAAGAAAGACACGCCCGCCGCCGAGAAACCAGCCAAUGAGGAACAAGUCAGGAAAAUCCAAGAGAAGAGACCAGUCGGCAGGCCCAAGAAAAUCCACUCGGUCGCCAAGACUGCCGGCGGCGCGGCGACGUCCGAGUCGGACUCUGGAACCAAAGGUAAUACUUCCCUGGCCAGCUGGUCCGCGCCCAAGAAGAGACCCCCGGUCGACUUCUUCCUCUUCAACGGGACUUCGCGCAAAACCCAGAAGAGAUACCGAGAGCGAGACGCGGGGUUGUUUCAUCGCCCCGCCUCCCACUCGCUCACACCCGCGACCCCCCUCAGAGGCAUCUUUGGCUCCCCUUUUGCCGUCGACUCUUUUAGUAGCAUCGCCAACGGCUACUCGGCCUUCGGUGGCGGCGCCAGCUCGGGAUCUGGGCGACACGCAAACCCGGGAUCUUCCUGCGGGCCCCGGGACGUCUCCGCUCGCCCCUCGGUGGUCGCCGCGGCGCCGGGGACCAGGAAGCCAAUCGGCGAGCGAGACAGGAAACGCUUCCUGGUGAAGCUGGAUCACGAAGGGGUGACGUCGCCGAAAACGAAGAACGGCAAGGCCCUACUUCGAAUCGGAAAUGGAAGCAAAGGAGGUCGAACGGUAUCCCCGGCGGGCGCCCCGCUGCGCUAUGUUCACCCCGCCUUGCCGGCGAAGGACGGAAAGAACGGAGGACUUGAUCGAGAGCACCCCGGAGUCCGGCCGGACCCUCUUCUAAAAGGUGACGCCCCGCUUCAGAAAGAUCCGCCGGCGACCGGCCACGGAGGCCAAACCGGAGAUUACAGUUUGGACUACCACAGCGACGGCCCGAGUUCUUACUCCGAGCUCGAUGAGGACGACGAAGACGGCGGCAAAGAUGCGGCGGCGGCGUUGUCGCAUCGCGGCGGCCGCUUUCUCUCCCGUCUGUCGGUCUGCUUCUCCUCCUCCUCCUCCUCGUCCUCGACGUCAGGUUCCAUCUCGUCCUCGUCCCUUUGCUCCUCGGACAACGAUUCCUCCUACUCGUCCGAUGAAGAGUCUUCAUCCGUCCUCCUGCGCCGCGCGCUGCUCCAGCAGGACAAACGCAAACACGGACAGAACCUGAGGUCGGAGGUCAGCGACCCCAACCCUUUGGCCACGGUCGCGGCUCAUCCCUAUCCGAAGGACGGGACGGAGGACAGGACUGAGUACGUUUCCAAAGCAAGUGUGGCCAAUAACGGUAGUUCAGCCAAGACCCAAGUGAAGAGAAAGGAAGGGGUUCCUAAUAGCCACCACCAAGGUCCGAGCGGCCCUAAACCUUCUUCCAAGGACCCGGCGGCGGCUAAAAGGCAGAGGAUGUCCUCACCGGAACCUCAAGCCGGCAUCGCUCCGCUGCUGUCUGGACGCCAGCUGUGGAAAUGGUCCGGUAGUCCGACACAGAGGCGGGGUCUGAAGGGUAAAGCCCGCAAGCUGUUCUACAAGGCCAUCGUGCGCGGCAAGGAGACGGUGCGGGUGGGCGAUUGCGCCGUGUUCCUGUCGCCCGGCCGGCCCCAGCUGCCUUACGUCGGCAGGGUGGAGAGCUUGUGGGAGUCGUGGAGCUCCAGCAUGGUGGUCAGGGUCAAGUGGUUCUACCACCCGGAGGAGACUCGCCUGGGCAAGCGACACUGUGACGGCAAGAACGCCUUGUACCAGUCGAGCCACGAGGACGAGAACGACGUUCAGACCAUCUCGCAUCGCUGCCAGGUUGUCGGCCGCUCCGAAUACGAUCACAUGAACCGCGAGCACAAGUCGGCCAACGAUCUUUUCUACCUGGCCGGCACGUACGAGCCCACCACCGGGCAACUGAUUGGCGCCGACGGUAUGGCUAUCGUGUCCUAGCAUCCGCCGCUAGAGUGACCCAAGUGAUAUUGAGCCGCUUGGGUGGGUGGGGCAAUGGGAUACAUCCCAGUACCGGGCACUUAAAGGACUCUGGUUAGUUCUUGGAAGCCCAUGCCGCCUCAGUUUUACCCGCCCGUCGUACUUAAAUAUCUUGCAACAAAAGAACCGGGAGCACACACGUGAGCACUUUGGAGUUCGCCAACUCGUCGGAUAUGCUUCUGUUUUGGGAAACCAAGAAAAGACUCGGGGAGAGGAAGGGAAGUCACUGUAAGCCACACUGGUUUGGCACGCUUGGAAAGGUCUAAAAACUGCUUUUCUCUUGGUUGACCCGGGAGACCCCCCCCAACAGGACCAAAAAAAAAAAAAAAACCCAAAACCCUCCGGUGUCAUUUUGGACUGUGCGCAAGAGCUGAUCGGUUGUGAGCCGAGAUGAUGUCACGUCUUUAAAACACAAAUGUUUUCCUCUUGUCAAGCCAUACACAUCAAUACCUCUCUGGCAUCUUUGUGUUCAGGUGCAAAGACGCGUGUACAGGUCGUCGGAUUGCUUUUUUUUCUUUUAAUGUGUGCGUGUUUGGCUUUAAGCAGCCUUGCGUGGAUGGAUAAUAAUGUAAAUACUAUGCAUAGAUAAUUUUUUUUUUUUACAUUGCAGAGGAAAUGCUUUUUAUUUCCAUGUUAAAACGUUUCCUUUGAAUGCACUGUGGGUAAGUCAGUCGGAAAAAAAAAAUUGAACGGAGCGAUGUCUAACUUGGAAUUAAAAAAAACAUUUUUUUUUGCAUUUCUUGUUGGAACCUGACUGGAAAAAGAAACCAAGUUUCUGCUUUUCACUGAUGCGGAAAGAAUCCGCUUGAUCGGCCUUUAUUUCUGCGUCAAAUGUAAAUAUUUGUCGGGCGUCGAAAAGAGAUAUACCAAAGCACCUGUGAGCUUACACUUCCAUCACAUUACAAGAUAAUUAUAUGAGAGUGAAUUAAAAAAAAAAAAAACUAAUAAUAAUAAAAAUGUUCAAUCAAAUCUGAAUCCGGGAGCCCUGCAAUCACCCCCCCCUCACCCCCGAGGUAUUUGAGGUAGAGUUCCCUCUCGACUGUGUUGCUAUGACAGCCUCGGAUAAAACGUCGCCGCGACAUUGUCUGCGCACCGCCCAGCUGAUGCACUUGAGGUCUCUAUGACAACCAGAAAUGGCAUCACAUGACUGUGAAGGACAAUCAGCGCCAAUCAAUGGGACAACGUUUGAGAGAGACCAAAAAAAAAAAAAAAAGAUGCUUCUUGUCACUUUUUUUUUUUUUUUAUAAAUCCUGCUUUGCCAAAAAUGUCUGCGUGUGGGCACGCUGUUUUUUUUUUUUUUACGUUCGCCGUGGUCUUACGUUGAUGCAAACCCGUGAUGACUCUUGUAUAGGAUGUACAGGAAGGGGUGGGGGGGGAGAACACAAAAUGCCUUUUUGUUUGUAGGCCUUUGACUGACUUUUUGAGAUGUGAAAACUUUGUUUAAAAAAAAAUAAUAUUAUAAACACUGGAUUUACUUCUGAUCAUCCCAUUUGGACGGACGCAACAUUUUUUUUUCCUUCCCCCCCCACUGGAACCCGCUUUGUAUGGUUACGAUGG
Hippocampus zosterae (dwarf seahorse) is the source of this 10206-nucleotide messenger RNA. RefSeq names its product BAH domain and coiled-coil containing 1b (gene bahcc1b). Lineage: Eukaryota; Metazoa; Chordata; Actinopteri; Syngnathiformes; Syngnathidae. Gene Ontology annotation, molecular function: chromatin binding. The coding region runs from base 1003 to 8610 and encodes 2535 amino acids. The record is from RefSeq and is a predicted model, not a curated record. The transcript is spliced from 27 exons.